AUGUCCGACCGAGGGAACGAGAAGGAGAGGAGGAGGAGCCGUCUCAAUGACGUGGAGAGGAUGGAGAUCAUUGAGAAGUUGCAGGGCUCCUCUGGGAAGAGCCAGAGGGCCAUCGCGCGGGAGUAUGGCGUGUCGCACGUGUCCAUCAUCAAGACGCUGAAGCAGCAGGACGCCAUCCGGAACCGCGUUCAGAACCUGCCCGAUUCCACCAGAGCCAAGACCUUCCGGGCAUCGAACCCUUCCUUCCCUGCCAUGGAGGACAAGCUCUUCGACUGGAUACAGGAGUGCCAGAGAAAGGGCAUCGAGGUGUCCGCUGCGCAGGUGAAGGCUAAGGCCGUGGAGAUCGCAGCACAGCAAGGCGCCGCGGGGACGUUCAGGGCGUCUUGGAAGUGGUUGUCGAACUUCAGGAGAAGGAGGAACCUACAGAACAUU
Guillardia theta CCMP2712 is the source of this 432-nucleotide messenger RNA. RefSeq lists its product as hypothetical. NCBI's taxonomy places the organism in Eukaryota, Cryptophyceae, Pyrenomonadales, Geminigeraceae. The transcript has a single exon. The record is from RefSeq and is a predicted model, not a curated record. The annotation marks the transcript as partial.